UUCGCGUCACUUCCUUGUUCCUCUGUGGAAGGCGAAAACUUUUCACCGAACGGAUACGUCCGGACUUUUGUGACUUCUUUUCGGCUGGCCUCCCGCUCAACGCCGGACACCAAACAUCCCGUGUCGUUGUCCAUAUCGCUCCGAGAGCUCUCCCUCCGCGCUGACCGACAUUCUUAAGUUAUGGCCGACCGCGGGGAAGCGGGGAGAGAAGACGGAGACCGGGAACCUCAGGGCGCCGAGGGCGGGGAAGAUGUCGUUGAUGACCCCAUAAUGGAGCAGGGAGCAGUGGUCCUCAGAGGGUACGUGGUGGCACUUAUAAACGCAGAGGAGCCGACUCGCCACCUGUCCUCGGAGCAGCUGGGAGGAAGGCCCAACGAACUCCAGGAUCCACAGGUCAAAGAGGUGGUGCAGCAGCUGCUCAAGAUCGCAGAUGAGAUGAACAGGAACGCCGAGCUCCAACGUCUGAUCAACCAGGUUCAGGCCGACUGUGCUCAGGACAUCUUCAUGAAGGUGGCCACGAGCAUCUUCACCGACGGCAUCAACUGGGGUCGAGUGGUGGCUCUCUUCCAUCUGGCCUACAGACUCAUAUCCAAGGCACUGACCUCCAACCACCUAGAGAACAUCCGAAUGAUCAUCAGCUGGGUUCUCCGGUUCAUCAGAGAGCGACUCUACCCCUGGCUCGUACAGCAGGGAGGCUGGGUGGGGGUGAUCCACGACUUUUCUUCUCGGUGGAGGACGGUCGCCAUCGUGGCGUCGAUAGCAUUGGUGGCAGCGUUCGUUUACUACAGGAAGACGCGCUGACGGCAGCAGACCCCAGAACCCAGGGCUGCAGUGGCAUCACCUGGAAGAACGCAGCUAGUUAAUAUAGACUUAAAAUUACAACCACAUCUCACCCUCCAUCUAAUCAUCCAGCGGAGGAUACUGUACUGUACCGAGAAGGCUGGAGGGGCCCCUCACUUCUCAGGAUUCCAAAAACAAAACAUCUCCGUCCAGCGUCAGCAGCAUCGAUGGAAGCUACACGCCUUCCUGCAGCCAUGCGGAGGCUGUCGGCCGCUGGCGGUGAACGUGGGACAAAGCUGGAGAUGACUUCAAACGGACCCGGGGACCCGACCGGAACCAAGUCUUGGGUCCACAUUGGUCCUGGUUGGGGGCUCCAAUGUAGAUUUCGCCAGUAUAUGUAUGUAUGUAUUUAUAUAGUUCUCUAGGCAACAUGUGGAGCUCUACACCUGAGAGGGUGACGACGUCAACAACAACAACAGCAGCCAAUCAAAAUUCAACAAAUUCUUAUAUUGUAGCUUCAUUAUGUCGCCAUAUAUUUUUAACAUAUUGCAGCCAAGUUUGCUCUGUAGUCUUCUUUAAUAGGAAAUGGUGAAUACUUCGCCGUAACUCUGGUCGUCGAAAAUAAACCAAAGGGCAUAAAUCCGAGCUGGAAUUGAAAUCAUUCAAACUGCUCGUUGUAAUUUCAGACUUGUGCAAAGAUAAUCUUACAUUUACCCUCCCUUAUUGGAAGUUUCUUACAGAGAUGCUUCUUCAGAGUUGUUGGAUGACUUGCCUCAAGUUUUGAUGUGCCUUUUGACUAUUUCGAAAAUAUAACCAAAAGAAAUAAUAUUUUCUAACCCAGCUAAGCGUCUGUACUGAUAUCUCAGCUGAGAUCAUUUAAACUUCUAAUGUUGUCUUUGCAGAAAAUUAACUUUUAACUUUCAAAACCCAGGAGCCUCCCACCGACAACUCCUCAUGCUGCGUUCACACCAAAAGCGACGCGAUUUGUCGCGUCUCCCAAAAAGCGUGAGUUUACUCGCUCGACCAUUUGCCGUGUUCACAAAAAAGCUUUGCGAAGCGCCGCGAGGGGCGGGGCUUAUCUCUGUGGACUGUCUCCGUAAGAAAACGUCAUCAUCUCCUUCAUCCACCAGAAUAACUAACCACUCGUUCUGCUUUAUACUUGUUGAGGACAUCACACACGCGUCUGAUUCUAAACACGUGUUGAAAUGGUCGGUUUGGCUCAUAUUCGGAGACUGCUUCAUCUAAGUAACGGCUCAUUGAAAUAAUUCUGCCUUUGACCCAAACGGCGGUCUCCUGCGUCAAAGUCCCGUGCUUAUUUGAGCUAUACGUCGUCCCUCCCCCAGACUCCUUUUUUAUACUCCGUCACCUUCUCCCGCCAUAACCGCGCCACCUAACAUGUAAACGUCAAUAUGGGUUGUGAGAACGCUUUCUUGUACAAACCACCUAUGGGGUCGUUUUGGGGGAUGGAGGACGAUCUCCAAUGAAGUGAGCAAAUAAAACACAAAGUAAGGCUGACGGAACAGCCGUUAAAACUUCAACCCGCUGAUGACGAACAGAGCAGCCAUUUGUCACACUUCUCAAAUAAGAUAAGGAUAAAGACACUGUCCUUGUUUUUUUGUUUGUUUUGUUUUUGACUGUUAAUGUUUUCCGAGAACAAUCAUAAAAUGCGAAUGUGGAUUUCUUUCCUUUUUGUUUGGUCUCAUACAAGCUUAAUGUUCCCACAUGGACCUGAGCUGAACCUGUCAGGCGGUUAACUUUGACUACAUUUGGAGCAUGUGCAGAAUUAUUUAAAUGAAUCUCUUUGUUUAUUGAGCUGUGUCGGGGUCAGGCGAUCUACGGGAUGAUUUCCAUGGGAACAGUCGGUGGCUAAAGCACACCUCGGUGCCACGCAAGCUUUUCUCAGGGGUUUUUGCUUCCAAAUCCAUUGUGCACUUUUGAGAGGGAUAUCACACUAUUUAUCUUUGUGUUCCAAUGGUGGUGUCAAAAUAAUGUAAUGUAACGAGAUGAUUAUUUCAUUGGUUGAAAAAUGAACUCAUUGGACUCUAUUUCUGUGAAUAAAUGAAAGUAAAAGUGUUA
Molecule: messenger RNA, 2856 nt
Organism: Pseudoliparis swirei
Lineage: Eukaryota; Metazoa; Chordata; Actinopteri; Perciformes; Liparidae
Exons: 6
Coding region: 181-801 (206 amino acids)
Biological process (GO): intrinsic apoptotic signaling pathway in response to DNA damage; positive regulation of apoptotic process; release of cytochrome c from mitochondria
Cellular component (GO): mitochondrial outer membrane
Molecular function (GO): protein heterodimerization activity; protein homodimerization activity; channel activity
Source: RefSeq, a predicted model, not a curated record